AUGGACUCUAUGGAGACUCAUGCGACGCCCAAGGAUGCUGAGAAUGAGCAAUCAAUCACUCAGAGAACAUCCAGUCCUUACCCAUCCCAUCCCAUUGCCCAGCUCCAGGGCCCGUUUGAGGAAUCAAUUGUGGAAACCACUGAUGGCUCUGUAAAUAAAUGGGUUGUGGACAUCGACGCGCAAACACGGCGGCGCGAUCUACUAGAGAAUGACGAAUACGAGCGGCUUUGUGGGCGAAAAUGGCGCCAGAGGGCAUCUGAAAAAUACCAUCCAUUCUGGAAAUUAAUUUCCCAAAUGGUCUUCGGAGUUCAUCUCCUAGCCAAGAGUCUAGCGAAAUCCGAAGACUCAGUCAUGAGAAUUCUACAGAAACAUGUGGAUGAGUUAGAUGGCUUUCUGGAAAGGACCACCGAAGACUUUAUGAUCGUCCGACUAGACGUUCGCACUCGAAUUCAGUAUCUCAGAGUACCGCUAGGAAAUCUCGAUGUCUUCGAUGAGAUGCUGGAAGACCGGAAUUUCCGGCUAUCGAUUGUCGCCUAUAAUGAUCAGAUCGAACAUUCUAUUGAGAGAUUCACCCUUUCCAUCACGGACUCGCUCAAAGACCUACAAAAGGCAAAGGAGGCUAUGGGUGCACUAUGGUUCUACUUCCGGAAACUUACAGACGAGGAUUGCUUCAAGUCCGAGAGCCUCAAGCUUUUUCAUCAGGCCAUGAUGGACAACAUGGAGGGCUGGAUUGUCGCUAUCUCAAAACUUCGUCGACGGGGCACUGCUCUCCAAAAGGCCCUGACCCAACUUGGCUUGGCGACUACAGAAAUGCAACGACGGGUCGGAGUAGCAAGUAGAAAGGAUGUGCGAUCGUUUAUUAAACAGACCUGCAAGACUGCAAAUCGAAAUAAGUCAAUCAAACAAAGACUCUUCGAUAAAGGACGGCCCAAAUCAGAAAAACCACUUCCUCGCGAUCCAUUAUCGAAGCCAAAGAGGACAUCAAUGGCUUCUAAACAGGUUCAGAAUCCUCCUGCCCCAGCUAGAGCCCAAACCGACACUCAUACGGAUCGACCCAUCCCGAGCGAUGGCAUUCGGCGCAGGAUCAUGAGUCGGGCUAGAUCAUGCAGUGCCCUUAUAGCAGAAGCCAGCGCAGGCGCAGGCACCGAAUCACCACCUCCCCUCCCAUCAACAUCCGGAAAGCUCAAACGCAAGCUCUCCAAGCCCUUCCUACUCAAACGAUCCGCCAGCGUGAAAAUUGACUUGACCCAAAGUCGACCGAAAACAGCACCAUCACAACCCUCACGACUUUCACGCAAUAUCUCCAUAGAGCAGCUCCGAGCAUUCUGCUCCACACCACGCCCUCAAACCGGACAAUCUAGAGUCAAAUCACCCACACAAGCGCGACAGGAGGCCCACAACCAACUCACGAAUGGCCGAGAGAACAUGAAGGAACAGAUAUCCCAGUUUCUCAAGACGGACCGCGUGGUCGAAGCAUGGGAUAACGUAUCCAAGAAUGCAUGCUGUACACUCCCGAUUGCCAAGACAAAAGACUGGCCUAGCAGCGUCUUCCAAGCCAAGUCUUCUACCCUAGAAAAUAAGGGCAACGACACAAACCCGGACCUGGACAGACAGAUGUCUUGGAUACAGGGGAAAUUCGACGUAUUACCUACAUACUCAUUCAAAACAAAACCUGACAUGUCCCCCCGGUUCCAUGUUCUAUCGGUGCAGAUGACCCAUGACAACGCUAAUGGGGUGACUGAGCGAGAGGCGAGUUUGGAUUUGAAAAGUGAAUUUGGGUCGAGUAUUACUGCGUUGCCGGUUGUACCGUCAUCCAUUCCACCGGUUAGUUGA
This is a messenger RNA of Penicillium psychrosexuale, 1833 nucleotides long. RefSeq lists its product as uncharacterized. The record is from RefSeq and is a predicted model, not a curated record. NCBI's taxonomy places the organism in Eukaryota, Fungi, Ascomycota, Eurotiomycetes, Eurotiales, Aspergillaceae. The transcript is spliced from 3 exons. The coding region runs from base 1 to 1833 and encodes 610 amino acids.